Ilex paraguariensis (yerba mate) is the source of this 1653-nucleotide messenger RNA. NCBI's taxonomy places the organism in Eukaryota, Viridiplantae, Streptophyta, Magnoliopsida, Aquifoliales, Aquifoliaceae. The record is from the annotation of a GenBank genome assembly.
AUGGAGAUAUCAACAGCUCUAAUGCUCUUAUCACUGGUUGUGGCUUAUUUACUAUGGUUGAAAACCAUCACGAGGACAUUGAAGGGUUCAAAGGGUCCACGUGUCUGGCCCUUAUUGGGCAACCUGCCGGGUUUAAUCCAGAACUCUAAUCGCAUGCAUGAGUGGAUCGCUGACAACCUUCGCGCGUGUGGUGGCACGUACCAGACCUUGAUAUGUGCAAUUCCAAUUUUAGCCCGGAAGCAAGGUCUCGUGACUGUCACAUGCGACCCCAAGAACCUUGAGCAUAUACUGAAGCUCAAGUUUGAUAAUUACCCAAAGGGUCCCACCUGGCAAGCUGUGUUCCAUGAUCUUCUUGGUGAGGGGAUCUUCAAUUCUGAUGGUGACACGUGGCUGUUUCAAAGGAAAACUGCCGCACUGGAAUUCACCACCCGAACCCUUCGGCAAGCGAUGGCUCGAUGGGUGAGCCGAGCAAUAAAGAACAGGUUCUGUCCUAUUCUCAAAGCGGCUCAAGUGGAAGGCAAGCCUGUCGAUCUUCAAGACCUCUUGCUUCGGCUCACUUUUGAUAACAUUUGCGGCUUGGCUUUUGGUAAGGACCCAGAGACUCUAUCGGCUGGGCUUCCUGAGAACAGCUUCGCAUCGGCUUUUGAUCGAGCCACUGAAGCCACACUGCAACGCUUUAUUUUGCCUGAGAUUAUUUGGAAGCUCAAGAGAUGGCUUGGGCUUGGAAUGGAGGUGAGUUUGAGCCAAGGCAUGAAACACGUGGAUGAUUACAUGACCAAUGUCAUCAAUACACGUAAGCUCGAGUUACAGAGUCAGCAGAAUGGGACGACCCCACAUGAUGACCUACUCUCUAGGUUUAUGAAGAAAAGGGAGUCCUCAUAUUCAGACACAUUCCUCCAAAAUGUGGCCCUCAAUUUCAUUUUAGCUGGUCGUGACACAUCAUCAGUUGCAUUGAGCUGGUUCUUCUGGCUUGUGAGCCAAAACUCGAGAGUGGAGGAGAAGAUCUUGAUAGAGAUAUGCACCGUUCUGAUGGAGACACGUGGUGAUGAUACCUCUAAGUGGCUUGAAGACCCUCUAGUGUUUGAAGAAGUUGACCGAUUGACAUACAUCAAGGCAGCAUUAUCAGAGACUCUUAGGCUAUAUCCAUCGGUGCCGGAGGAUUCAAAGCAUGUCAUCGCCGAUGACGUAUUGCCGGACGGCACGUUUGUACCAGCAGGCUCAAACAUCACCUAUUCGAUAUAUUCGGCUGGUCGAUUAGAGUACGUAUGGGGAGAAGAUAGCUUGGAGUUUAAGCCAGAAAGGUGGCUAUCAAAGGAUGGCCAAAAGUUUAUUCUUCACGAUUCAUUCAAAUUCGUAGCGUUUAAUGCUGGUCCAAGGAUUUGUUUGGGCAAGGACCUAGCUUACCUGCAAAUGAAGUCGAUAGCAGCGGCCGUGUUGCUGCGCCACCGGCUCACGGUGGCGCCGGGGCAUGUGGUGGAGCAAAAGAUGUCAUUGACCUUGUUCAUGAAGUAUGGACUUAAGGUUAAUGUGCACCCUAGAGACUUGGCCCCCAUAGUGGCUAAAAUUGGCAAAGGUAGUUGCAUGGGUGAGGAAAAACCUCUCACUAACGGUUACUGUCAUGCAGAGGUUGAAAUGGUUGAUGAGGUUGCUUAG